ACACUCACACACACACAUCGACACACACUUGCACACACACACACACACUUGCACACACACACACACACUUGCACACACAUCACCACACGCGCACAGAGUCACGCAGAGCCACACACGCGCGUGUCGAGAAGCAGGUGAGUCGCGCUGCGAUGUUCCUGCGUGCGCCAUGAAGUAGGGCCGUUGCCCGAAACGUCGCCUGUCCCCACACACGGUGCUGCGGUGACCACGUGCAUGGAGCCCGCGUCCCUCUCCGACUUCCUGUGCUCGCUGAUCGAUUUGGCCGCCUCCCUGCGGCUCCCCCCGCACGCCCUGCACUGCGCCAGGGCGGCCGUCAGCAGCCUCCUGGGAGCGAGUGGUGAGCGUGCCCGCCUCUCAGCCCUCGUCUGCUCCCUGCUCGACGUCUCUUGCCGCUCCUCACCGCUCACCAGCGCAUCGCUACGCGCAGCGCACACGCUGGUGCGGGACCUUGCGACCCAAGCCGUGGCAGAGACCCCAGAGGUCACGGCGUCGUCACCUUUCAACUCUGACCUCUGCCAGGGGUCAGGGGUCACGUUCAAGGCAUGCUGCGAGGAUGGCCUCCCGUGCAACCCAGAGCGCGGAUCUCGGAGUCAUGGAUUCCUGGGCAACCUCCUCAAAGUGCUCGAGUUGGCGCAGAGGCACCCCGAGGCGACCCAGACCCUGCACCAACUCGUGUCGGCCUUGUUGGAGGGCUCCAUUGAGCCCGAGGCGUUCAAGAGCAGAGUCACCCAGGAAGUGAAGAACCACCCAGAGCCGUACACCCUCCACUUCCUCAAGCUCUCCCUCCCCUCCAUCCGCCAGCUUCUGGCUGAGCGGACCUACGGGCGCCCCACGACCGCGGCCUCCCCGCUCACCACCCCCCCACCACCAAUCUCCCCACGAUGCGUGCCCAAGGAACAGAAGCGACCGGCAGAAGAGGAAUGUCUGGGUGCAGCGACUCAGAGGGACAUCAAACGACUCCGGAAAUACACGCACUGCGGAGAACAACACUCCACCUCCACCACCUCCACCACCUCCACCAACAACGACUCCACCACCUCCACCACCAACGACUACUCCACCCCCUCCACCAAUACUAACAAGACUCCACCACCAUAACCACCACUACCUCCACCACCAACCCUUCCACCUCCACCACCUACGGCUCCACCACCACCACCUCAACCACCUCCACCACCACCACCUCCACCACCAACCUCCUCCACCACCUACGGCUCCACCACCACCACCUCCACCUCAACCACCACCACCUCAACCACCACCACCACCACCUCAACCACCUCCACCACCACCUCAACCACCUCCACUACCUCCACUACCACCACCACCUCCACCUACGGCUCCACCACCAUAACAACCACCACCACCUCCACCACCACCACUACUAACAAGACUCCACCACCUCCACCACCAAUGACUCCACCACCACAACCACCACCACCUCCACCACCACCUCCCUGAUGCCUGCUGCUGUAGAUUUGGAGUUUGCGUCUCUCUCUCAUCAUCAUCAUCACGGUGGCUAGGAGAUGUUGACUACCUCUCCUGGUCUACAGGAGGUCGUGGGUUCGAUCCCGACUUCGUUGAGCUGCCGUUUGUGAUUAGCGGCGUCGCAUCUGAACAACGGAGCUUUAACGGUAUAGCUCAGUGGGGCCGUAUUACAGAGUAAAAUAAACAAAAUAGUUCGGUUUAAAUCGUUUCGUUUACCA
Messenger RNA from Lethenteron reissneri (Far Eastern brook lamprey), 1724 nucleotides. RefSeq lists its product as uncharacterized. Gene Ontology annotation, molecular function: DNA binding; RNA polymerase II general transcription initiation factor activity. Gene Ontology annotation, cellular component: transcription factor TFIID complex. Lineage: Eukaryota; Metazoa; Chordata; Hyperoartia; Petromyzontiformes; Petromyzontidae. The record is from RefSeq and is a predicted model, not a curated record. Gene Ontology annotation, biological process: transcription initiation at RNA polymerase II promoter; DNA-templated transcription.